UGUUAGGUUAAUUGCGCAAGGAGGAUCAUAUAAUAAUACAACUUUAAAAUCAAUUACAAAGUUAAAUUUUUAGCUAUUAUGACAAAAUACGAGGUUGGAAGCAUAAAAAAGGGGAAAAUAAAUGAAAUAAAAGGAAGCUAACAAAUGGGCUGGUUUGUGAAACCCGGAUUUUGGAGUCAGUUUUCCCGAAAUCGUACGAAAGUCGUAAGAGGGGAGGGCACCGUGCGUGCGUGCACGCGUGUUGCGUGCAGUAGGCCUACGGUAGAUGCACUUUUGGGAAAUCAUGCAUAUACGUGGCAACAUCGCACAGCGGGCUCACAUUCCACGUGAUCAGGACCGGUUUGCGGGUGUCGACCCACUGACACUCGUCCACCACAGAUAAACCUUGGCCCUGCAUAUGGGAUACAUACACCUUACUUGUGCUUCUUUUUAUUGCAACACUGAAGAUAUUCUAACCACUGAUGCAUAGAAAUCCACUGGACGAUCAAAAUGGCUGUUGUUUUACAAUGGUUAUACUACCACUCCUACCAUUCAAAAAUAAUAUCUAUUUCCAAACAUUAGAACACGAAUUAAUUUGUAGUUAUUUAAAUUUUUAAUCUAUCUUAACAGGUUAGAUUAUGCAGCAAUUUUCAGAAACAGAUUAGAGUUCUAAAGGAAUGACUCUAUAAUAACGUCAUAGAAUUCCAUUUCACUAAUUAGAACUAUAUUCCAUCCCCCAAUGUGCUCGCGUAAAUAGAAUAUUAUUACUAUAGAAGAAUACCAUUAGAGUAUUAUUAUUGUAGAAGAGGAGAGCUUGAAGUUUGAUCAGAAGAGUAUUGAACGAGAAUUAUUAUCAAAUAAAUAAACACGCGAGAAGGGUUUGAUUCUUACAUUAACACCUCGUACAGAUGCAUGUAAAGGCCUCGGCGUGCAUUGCAAGGCCAUUGACCGAAGGGAUCCCCGAUCGAUGAUCGGCUACCUGCUGAUACAUUGUUGCCUAUACAAUAGCGAAAGUAUUGUUGGUCCAGUGGGUACCCUCCGGCGUCAAGUGCAAUUAUUCCGUGUAACCGAGUACACUUUGUUCCUACUGUUCAAGAUCUGCUUUGCCUUGUUGCAUGGCCAUUCAUUGCAGCUACCGGGUGCAACGCCCCAUUCACCUGUGUCAUCGGCCUCCACGAGUAAUUCUAUGUGCAUCCUUUCUUUCUAUAGAACACAAGUACUAUCUCGGAGCAACAGAAAUGAUUAAAAAGUACUAUUACUAAAAAUAAUUACUAGAAAUAAUUAAUUUUAUUAGUAAGGUGCAAAAUGUUCUUUUUUAAUGUAGUCUUCUAAAAUCAGAUGGCAUGAAAAAAUGAUUCUAUAUUGAAGGAUUAAGCAGUUUAUCAUUUUAAGUUUGAUACAAUUAAAUAAUAAAGAUAAUUUGAUAUGCAUUUAAUGACAUAAUCACGUUCUACGAAUUUGAAUUUUAUUCUUUCGCUCAGACGAUUGAGGCAAAAUUUCGAGACAGUUUUCUAGAGAAGUCAGGAGGACGAGAAGCGUAUGUGAAGAGAAACAGGUUCCUCAAGGGGAUUGAAAAGCCGCUUGCAUGCACCUUUUCAGAUGAGACCAGCCUAGAUCCAUGUAAAGCUCCCUUCCUUACAGAUAGCCUACACCUACAUGAUUCUUCUGUGUAUUUUACGUAAGUGGGAUGCACAUGUGUAUAUCUAAUGGUUCAUUUAUUUCAUUUUCGGAGAUCAACACAAUUUAAUAUUAUUUUAAAUUAUCAGAAUUAUUUAUACAACCUUUAUCUCUUUGUUUUCUAGAAGAAAGAAGAAGUAGUCAGAGUAAUAUUUUUAGAACGACACGACAAAAUACGCAAGAAUACCGAAUCAAGAAUUCUAUGCUAUCUGUAGAUAAGCAAACAGUUGGUAUCCCUCUAUCAUCGCUUUGCUCACGAUAGAUAAUGUGCAACGUUGCUAUAGCUAUCACUAAUAUGUUCUUCCUAUUCGUUCUUUCUUUCCUCUAUUCGAGGAGUCACUAACUUCCUUUUUAAUGGCUCCUUCGGAACGCACGAAGCAGCCUAUGGCUUUUCGUUCGUCCUGCGUUUUUUUAGUGAAAAUCUGGUCGUCCUGAGACAAGAGGGAGUAAGCUGGCUGCUAAAUCUGGAGCUCCGGUUGGUUGUUUUAUUAAAUGGAACCGCAACUAUUCCAAAAUGCCUUGUGCAUAAACCAAGAUCAAUUCUAUGAUUCCAAUUUACUUUAUGAUUUAAAGAAAACUUCAAAUUGUACAAUAAACUGCAAAUCUUCAAUUUUUAGGUAAUUCUAUAAAUGGCGUAGUUGAAAUUUAGAUUUUGUUAAUUUUUUAAAUUUAGAAAUUCUCCAUUUCAUUGAUAUUCGACGACUGAGUGAAAAUUAUUAAUAAUAUUAAUAGACAAUUAAAACAGUGUUCUCUAGUUUUAGACAUCUUUUGAAAGAUAAAUUUAGAUUUGGAUUUAGAUAUCCUAUUGAAAGAGGAACGAACAUAGCAAUUUUAUAAAUUAACACGAAAGACCAAUUCACUAUGUGGAAGUAGAAAGAGUCUAGUCGAGGUCGGUGUGUUCAGCCGACAUCGAAUAUGGAAUUUUUUCGAUGGCGCAACGGUAUACAAGGAUUCACCUUAACAGCUUCGCAUUCCCCCUUUUCCUUCGUCUUUUUCUUCGCCCAAGGGUCUCGUCCGAUGGCGCACUCACUAACACAUUCACAAUUCUAUCGAUGUCAGUGUAAAACUAUGCAUACGUGCACGCGAGCACGCAGGAAAACGAUUUUCUUUUAUCGUGCCCCGCUUUUAUCGUCUCUACUUCUUCUUUUGCUGUACGAACUGGUCGAGAUAAGGUGGGAAUCGAGCCGCAUAUUUUCGGCCCGUUCUUAAUGCGCCACUUCGCGAGCCCUAGUAAACAGGAAACGACGUCCACGUGCGUCUGUUCGUGAGGGAAAGGAGAGAAGAGAGAACUGGCAAGCUUUUUUAGCUAUGUUUCAUUCAGCCUUCUAUUUUAUUCCCUAUAUGAAUUUUCAUUGCAAUCAUCACAGUAGAUCUAUUUUUUUAAUUUUCUAUGGAAAUGGACUUCUAUAAAUUUAUUACAAAGUAGAAAGAGUUGAAUCGAAGAAUAGAAAGUUAUACUGCUGGUUACGAUGAAAUGCGGUUUGAUUUGCCAGGAACAUGGGAAAAAUUUUGGAAGAUUUUAUAAGAGGACGCAAGCGCAAUCGACAGUUGCAUAGAAGCCAGGGCGUGGUAACAAUUUUCGGGAACGCAUAUAGACACGCAGGUUUCUCGUACCUUGCCGCACAUUAGUCCACUGAUAAUUAGUGAUGGUCUUAAGAUGCCUCUUCAGUUUUCACAAUUUUUAACAUCUGUAUCUCUCUAUCUAUACGUAUAAAUUCUGGAAGAUUUGCAACAAAUCUCUUAAUUUUACUAAAAGGAUCAUUGAAACAAUACAGUGUCAACUAAUACGAAGAGGCAAUUUUGUAAUUGAGCAAGAUAAUAAGAAUUUUUAAAUACAAAAUGGUAGAGAAGUCAUGAUAAAAAUUUCGAGGAAAUAAAAAAGUUGAGCCGUUGCUCGAAAACUUGCGAGAAACAGGGAAUCUAAUAUCCAUCGCUAGCGCUGAUACGCGGGUGAAAGACGUGGGUGUACACAUACGAUGCCGCAUAGUCAUCCACGCACGCACACGCGUGCAAGCAUGCACCACUUAGAUGUGUAUGCAUCGUACCCCGCAGGAUAUUGGCCUAGACGCAGUGUGAUUGGCCGAUCAUGCAACCAGGGGCGACGAUGCCUCUGCAAGACUCCUUGUGCGUGCUAUUCAGUGGCGUAACUUUGCCAUCUAUAUGUUUUUUAGCUUUUUUACGCCCUUUGAAGCCGAACUUCAAUAGUAUAAAUACUACAUAGCACAAUUUACACCAAUAAAAUAGUAUAAUAUUACAGAAAAUAUGAAAUUAAAAUUGCAAGUCAUUAUCAAUAUAAACUAUCAUAGUUUAAAAUUACAUUCAUAAUAUCUUAAUUAUACAAUUUGGCUCAUUUCUGAAACUAAUUCAUCUUUAAUGAAUAGAUAAUGAGUAGUGAUAGAAGCAUACUGCAAAUUGUUAUUUGUUAUUAAUAAUACAAUAAUAUAAUCAAAUAUAUAGUUAGAUGCGACAAAUUUUACUUUCUGAAAACUAGCAAGAUUUGCAGUUAAAUAUCUAAGGAUUCAAUGGAACAUUAGUUUCUUCAGAUUUCGUUACGAACAGACUAUGGUUCGCAUAAUCUACUCAUUAAAACAAACUUGUUAAUCGCCUAGUUAUUUCGUUUCUGUUGGACAAAGUUAUUUCGUUAAUCGCGUUAAUCGUUCUCGGGUACCGUUCAUUUCUUGCUAAUGCAUUUCAUUCAUUAAUGAUACGUCAUUUAAAAGUCCUAACUAGAAUAUUUCGCAUAAAGGGACGUCAGUUACGCCACUGGAUAUACGCACACAAUGACGACAGACGAAGCACGAACGCACACGUAUGAACACCCCUAUGCGAGGAGAGCCAUGACCAGCUCGGCCUAGUGCGUCUUCCACGCACGACUCGUCAGUGGUCGCCGAGUAGGCCGUGGGAGAGGGUUUCUAAAUACGUUAAAGCUUGCUUUUGCUACGAGUGUGCACUCGUAUCGUAUCGACUAGCGACACCGUUGCUUUCAAAGAUACUAUAAUCAUCAUCAGGAAUGCACCAAACCUCGAAAGAAACUAAUGUGACGAUUGCGAAAACAAAGCUUUAGUGAAGAUAUACAAAUAUCGAACAAUACACAUGUUAAGAAAGACAAGGACAAACAUUUGGAUAGCAAUAGAAGAUAAAACCAAGACGACAGUAGAAGACGAAGAUAAGAACUUUCGUGGGUGAAUUUUGUUUUUGUAAAUUAGACCGUGUACAUGAUCUGUUUGCAAAAUGAUUGGCUAUUACUGGUGAAGAUUAAAGGGAUGUGAAGAGAUUUGCUUUGAUCGGCGGUUUCGCGUAUACACGCGCUUCCGCGCGCUAUGUGCAGUCACUAGGGGUUGGAUUCUUUACGGCAACGUUUCUGUCGCCUGGCUUCAACGAAAUUGAGUUACCAAUGCGAGUGCACACAUAUGCUAACUAAUCGUACAUCUCCUAACGUACUACUCGGCGGCCAUUUGAACAGUUUCGCCGUACUACGCCAGAGUUUUGGAAAUUAUGCAUCGUGGAUUAAUGUUUGUCAAUCAUUAAACCCGCUUUGCUGAUUGAGUUAACCGAGAUGGCGAGUACCUCGCAGCAGUACUGUUUGCGUUGGAACAAUCACCGCUCUAAUUUACUGACAGUGUUCGAUGAGUUGCUGCAAAAUGAGGCAUUCACUGACGUGACUUUGGCAGUUGACGGAGGCGCGUCUGUCAAAUGCCACAAGAUGGUCCUAGCAGCAUGUUCCUCCUACUUCCAAACUCUGUUCAUUGACUUGCCAUGCAAGCAUCCUAUCGUCGUAUUGAAAGACGUGAAGUAUUCUGAGAUCAAAGCCAUCCUGGAGUAUAUGUACCGAGGCGAAGUAAACGUGGCUCAAGAGCAAUUGGCUGGGUUAUUAAAAGUCGCGGAAGUACUAAAGGUGAAAGGGUUGGUUGAAGAAAAUGGCCCCCAAGGUCGUCGUGACGAGGUUGAAACCUCUAUGUCACCUCCUCCAGCCAUAAGCACCAGUACAACCAGCAGCGCAGCUCACAGUAGUGAUCAUACGUCUCCUCCACAUUCUACGGGGACUACUUAUGAUAUUUAUGGCAAAUCACCAGCUGAUAGAAGUAGCCGUUUACCGCUGCCAAUGUGGCCUCUACCAGGGAUUCCUAUCACUCAUUCCAGCUCCAGUCACCAGACGGCGACACAUCAACAUUCUGCCAUGUUAAGCGGGUCAUCAUCCAUUUUAACCGGUUUUGAGACUUCUCCAUUGAAACGCAGGAAACUCUCAAAUAUGUUAAUGAACAGAGACACGCCGAUUCUCAGAACGGUGCUGGGUCAAGGUCACGCGGAUAGUUCCCAAGGGAUUCCCCUCUUGCACCCGGAUAGCCACGAAAAUCAGUUCAGAAGCAACAGUAAUGGCUCCUCGAAUGAGAAUGACAGACGCAGUAGUACGGAUGUAGUUCAUGGGGAUCCUGCACAUAGUCCUUAUACUGAUGUGUCUAUAAUGGAUGAAGACGAUAAGCAAGCAUCGCCACAGUCAUAUAUUCCAGACAUUAAACCAGGGAUGGUUAAUUACGUACCAGCGCAAAAGCCAGAAUGGAAACGGUACAAGCAAUACACGAGGGACGACAUAAUGUCUGCGAUCGAGGCAGUACGUUCGGGAAUGAGUGCCCUCCAGGCGGCACGUAAGUACGGAGUACCCUCUCGAACUCUUUACGAUAAGGUGAAAAAACUAGGAAUCACAACAUCACGACCAUUUAAACGUGGCUCGAAUGGUAGUGGCGCCUGUUUUCCUUACGGAAUCGGUGGUAACGCAAAUGGCAACAUCUACAGCGGUGCCCUCUCGGAAAACGAGAACGAGAGUGGCAGUGUGAUCGAGGGUUCUGGAUCUAUCCUCGAUACAUAUAAGUCGAGAGACGGUCUUGUAGACCGGGAGAUGUUGGACGCCAGUCGUUGUACCUCUAGCCCCAUAGUGCAUUCCGUGAAACAGCAGAACAACGAAGAUCAAGUCGAAGAUCUCUCUAUAAGUCGUAAGUCGGAUGUUCGUGUGAUAGUCCCACCAACCUCAGUGAUCAAGGACGAGGAGGAUAUUGGCUCUGAUUCGUGUAGUCACAAUUAACCUAGGUUUACUAUCUUACCUCUCAUGAUUACCAGGCUAUACCUCUGACAGAUACUAAACGUACUAUUACUCAGUCCUUUAUCACAUGGGAACUGUUCGAAAAGUUUCCAAAUAAUUUAAGGGCAUUGGAUUUUAGAAGAAAUUAUACGCAAGUAUCCGUAGUGUCCCGUGAAACGAAAAUACGUUCCAGCUUCGUAAUAUAACGAAUUUAAAAAAUUAUUCUAUAUUUGACGAUGAUCUGAUUGUUCGUUUCACGGGAGAUCCCCCUAGGGACAAUCACAGAAGUGUGUGUGCCUCAGAGAGAGCAACAAGGCGAUAUAAAUGGAUUAAAAGACGCAACCAAACAGAAGCCAAUUAAAUAAGUCAACGUUUAACAAAUGACUCAGGGAUCAAUAAUAGAGUGUCGUCGCAAAAGUAAGUCAUAGAACAUACGUAUAUACAUAAGGAAUCUGGUAUAUGAGGUUCUUCUCAGAUUACCUUGCACAAGACUGAUUCAUGCGUUAUGAGUUCAAGAGACUGAAGUAUAAUCAACGAUUGUGUUCCGAAGUUGUUAAAGCCUAAUGCUAAUAAGGAAUAUAGUGCCUUCUCAUAUUAACGUACUUUAACAAUUUAAAAGAAAGUAUCAGUAGUUCAUUAAAAGUUGUUAGUGAAAAGGAAGAAAAGCUUUGCAAAUGUUCUUGCUCGAAUAUUUAAUGAAAUUGACGACAUUUAUAUAUACAUAUAUAUAUGUUUUUGUUUUUUUAGCUUAUUUUAAUUUGUGAAGUCUUGAAGAAAUGCGUUUUAAUCAGAUUAAUCGCAGAAACUGGCUUUCGAUGAUACGCGAAAGAUCUUCAAGAUUUCACAAACUAAUUUCGAAUCGCAUUAAGCUUUAAACACUUUUGAACUAUUGAAUAUAUAUAUUUGUUUUUUUUUAAUUCAGUGUAAUCAUUGUGAUUCGAUAUUCUCGUUUUUUUCUCAUCUAGCAAUCUACAUAGUAGUAAUAUUUUAUAAUCUUCAUUGAUUUUUAUAGAAUAUAAAUGCCGCGUGAAAGAAAAAGGUGAAGAGAUUGUAUAUUGUUUUAAUAAUUUUGUUUUUAAUUCUUUUUUUUCUUUUAAGAGAGAUUUUCUAUCUUUAGCAUUAAAUGCUGUCACUAUGACAUAGAUUAUAUAUACAAACUAUAUAUUAUAUACAUGUAUACAUACAUACAUAUAUAUAUAUUCUGAAAAAGCAUAAAGAAAGAGAAAAAAAGGAUGGAGUUAUACACUUUGAAUAAUUUCGUGUUAUUGACUGAUGAUAUCGCUGUUAAUUUGUUGCUAAUUAUAAGAAUACAUUAGCGUUACUGAUCAAUGGCCCUGGGAUACAGCUGCAAUAUUGCUCAAUAUUAAUGCAUAAUAACAUACGAAUGAAGUACCUCUAAAUAUUAAUGCAUAAUAACAUACGAAUGAAUUACCUCUAAAUAUUAAUCCAUAAUAACAUGGAUUAAUACUACCUCGAAAUAUUAAUACAUAAUUACACGGAACGAACUACCUCAUUGUACAACGAACAAUAGUGUUCAUUAUUAACGUUAAGACUGAUAGAGCCGAACCUACAUUAUUAUAUAUAUUGUCUGCUAUAUUAUAUUAUAUCAUAUUACCUACGUAUAGAUAGUGAAGUAAUAAAUUUAAAACAUACGUUACGACUCACAUGUUCUUUUUGAAAAUAGAUUUAAGCACUUUUUAUUUUUCAGUUAUAAUUCUUUUCACUGAAACAUGUUACUGAAAUACAAAAUGCAAAGUGAAAAAUUUGGAAAGUAUUCAUUUCUUUAUCAAUAAUAUUAAAAUAGAACGAAAAACAGAAUUUGAUAAAACAAUCAUCCUGAGUGAACAUGGAGAAAAAUGCAAACGCAAGGCAAUGUAUUUUCAAAGAGAAUACCGUACUUCAUAGAAAAAAGUUGCGUGAAUGAGUGAUAUCCAAUGUGUGACGAAUAAUAUGUUUAAUAAUUAUUCCAAAUCAACAAAUAUCAAUUGCAUAACAAUUUCAAUAGAUUUGUUUAAAAAUUUAUAGCGCCAAACGACCAUUUGAAAUUUUUCUGUCCUCCCGCACUGGGUUGUUAUUGGUUACUUUUUUCGCGGGAGAACAACUUUGCGCAGUUGGUAGUAGUAUGUGCUGUUUGGAGAAUUAUUUAAUAGUGGUGACGAAUAACACUAAAUUGUAAUUUCACCUGAAUAUUUUGCUUUCUAUUUUUACAGCAUUUUACAUAUUUUAUAGCAUUUUAUUAUUAUAACAAUAGAAUUGUAGAAUAAUGAAAAAUUGAACACAAUCAAGUGUCUCAAAGCACUCGAGUGUCAGAUGAAAUGACAAUUUCUUGUUACUAUUGCAUAUAAUAAAAUUAUCACACUGUACCUGUACUCUGAUCGCUAUGCGAUUGUAAAAUAGAGAAAUAAUGUUUAUACAGAAUGUUUUAGAAAUCAUGGCACAAUGAUAAUAAGGCGGCGAUUUUAAGAUAGAAAAUAAGUCGAAAAUGUUGAAUGAAAUUUAUUGUGGUCUUAAGUGGAUAUACUGCGGAUUUUUAUGCAUUUAUGAGAAAUUUGGAGGCGCAAAAAUACACAAAAUGCAUACGAUAUACAGAAAUAUACCUUUGGUGAGCUGGUAAGUGAAUAUAAAUCAGAAUCAUUAGUUUUCCAGAGAAGCACUUAUAAUAUUUGAAGUGCAAUAUAAGGCCAGGUGUUAGAUUUUGAAUGUACUAUUAGAAUGAUAAGCAAAUGACAGUAAUGUGAAUUAUAUUAGCGUAAAAUAUCCAAAAUAGAAUAUUUAUUCUAAUAUUUAGCAGAUGAAACAAAUUCCUAUUUAAGUUCUAUUUCUAUAGUUAUGUUUAUAAAAAUACAAAAAUUCAUAAAAACCAACAAUCUAUAAACGGAGAAACUUUAUUCUAUGCUUCUAACUUAUUUCACGUAGAAUAAAUGCUGACUGUUUACUCAUAACCAGCCGGUAAUUAGCCAAGUUCACAUGAUCGAAUUUUGAAGUUUGAUUUUAUUGAAAACAAAGUGCCAUGUGAAAAAAUUUCAUUCCAUAUUCUCGAUUUAUUGACUCACGUAGUAUCCCUUCCUAUACCAUGAUUAUUAGAACACCUUGUAUACAAAAGUGACUGAUUUCAAUAUAGACAAAUAUUGAGGCCAUAUUGUAGCGAUAGAAAGAAAUAUUAAAAUUGAGAAAGAUAGAAAUAUAUAACAAUGCCGAAAUAGAUAUGCAUAUAACAUGCCUAACCAGGCAAAAAAUAGUUCAACCGAAGCAAAUAUUUAGACUGAGAUAUAUUUAAAAGACUAUACAAUGUGUUCAAAAUAAAGAGAGAAAGUAUAUAGUUGUAAAUUAAAAGUGCAAGGUGCUCAAGAACAUAUCAAUGAAUUUCAAAAUUCGCGCUCGAAGAUGUCGUUAACAAUUUCUGCACAGAAUAAUGAACUUAAUGAAGAAAAGAGGUAGAAAACAACAAAUUGAAGCGUAUUUAAUAAUAGUUAAUAUAUAGAAAAUUGUAAAAUCAUUCGAAUGGUCUAGAUCAAAAUUAUAAAAAUGAUUUAGCAUAAAAUGUUAUGGGUUUUCUUACUUAUAUGAUAUAAAUUUUAAAUGGUACAUAAAUGCAAUUUUCGAUGCCUUACGAAAUUAAAAUAAAGAAUUUUAAUUACAAUAAUCGCCAAGUUAAGAUCGUACAUAAUCAUCUUAAACAAAUUUGUGGCAUAGAAUGUUGUCUCUUUUUCAUAGUAAUUUUAUCAUGUACAUUUAGCAUCGUAUUAUUUUUUAAGACUGACUUGUCUGCUAUAAAAUAAUGUACACUUAUGUACAUGUACACACAUACAUACAUACAUAUAUACACGUAUACAUGAAAAUGCACUUUUGAUUAAUUGUAAGUUUCUAAUGUUUGACACCUUUCCACCUCGAAACACGGAGUUUUCUAUUUCCAUUAUGUGGAUGUAUGUUACUAGGAUUGUACAAGUUUGUUAUAAAAUACAUUACUCUGAGAAACUC
Bombus huntii is the source of this 10708-nucleotide messenger RNA. RefSeq names its product protein tramtrack, beta isoform-like. The transcript is spliced from 6 exons. The coding region runs from base 5213 to 6733 and encodes 506 amino acids. Gene Ontology annotation, molecular function: protein binding; DNA binding. Lineage: Eukaryota; Metazoa; Arthropoda; Insecta; Hymenoptera; Apidae. Gene Ontology annotation, biological process: regulation of transcription by RNA polymerase II. Gene Ontology annotation, cellular component: nucleus. The record is from RefSeq and is a predicted model, not a curated record.